Messenger RNA from Phytomonas sp. Hart1, 713 nucleotides. NCBI's taxonomy places the organism in Eukaryota, Euglenozoa, Kinetoplastea, Trypanosomatida, Trypanosomatidae. The record is from the annotation of a GenBank genome assembly.
CGUAUAAAGCAAACUGACAUUCUGUUUCUAACUUAGUAGAAACUUCAAAGAGAAUUAUUUUAUUUUAUAUUUGCUGAUUUCUCUUUUUUUUCUUUCCCGAUUUGUCGCGUAAUGUCGAAAAUUGUAGGUUCUUACAAAAAUGCACACAGUUUUGAAGAGCGAAAGCGGGAAUCAGAGAAGGUCCACGAGCGAACACCGGAUCGUAUUCCCGUGAUUUGUGAAAAGGCAGAAAACUCACGAAUACCAGAUCUUGACAAGGCAAAGUAUCUAGUUCCUCCCGAUGUGACUGUCGGUGCUUUUCUUGUGAGCAUCCGACGACGCAUUACCAUCGAGCCUGAGAAGUCAAUAUUUCUUUUUGUGGGAGACACCGUCCCGGCCAACGGUACCAUUAUGAGCGACUUGUACAAUGCUUACAAAGAUGAUGAUGGAUUUCUAUACGUCACGUACUCUGCAGAAAAUACAUACGGAUGCCAAUGUUCUUGAUUCUUGAUUUUUUUUUGAACCCAAAGAAUAUAAAUUUAGUCAUCUUUUAUUUAUGGUGACACUCAACUUCAUUCAUAUAUUACUUGAUACAUUUGCUUCUGUAGCCAACCCUUCUUGUAUAUAAAUAAAUCAAUACGUCCAUCACAAAGUAGACCGACUACUUCAUUCUUUUGGUUCAAGUUGUGUAAGUUUGUAUAUUCUGGAGGGCAAUGCUUUUCAGCAACAGGGCU